Messenger RNA from Cydia fagiglandana, 1194 nucleotides. Its product is annotated as fibroin heavy chain-like. The record is from RefSeq and is a predicted model, not a curated record. Lineage: Eukaryota; Metazoa; Arthropoda; Insecta; Lepidoptera; Tortricidae. The coding region runs from base 59 to 1192 and encodes 377 amino acids. The transcript is spliced from 2 exons.
CUAAUGCAAAACCACAAUUUCUACCGAUAGCUGGAGAAGGGGCGCGCGGUAUUUAAGCAUGGAGAAAUGCUCUCACCGCAUCCACUCGCCCGUGUCCUCCCGACAACACACCAUGGCAGCCAAGCUGAUCGUUGUAGCGACCGCCCUCGCCCUGUGCCAGGCUACCCCGGCCCUAUACAACGGUUUCUUAUACCGUGAUGGUCGGAAUUUUGCGAUCAGCAAGGCAUACAGCAACAACCUCGGCAGCCAAGCCUCCGGAGAAGCCUCGGUGAGAGACGGCUCCGCGCAGGCCUACGGCAGCGCCUCCGGCAACCAGCUCGCCCGCGCCGACCUUGUCUACCCCUCCCAUGCCAGCGCCCAGGCCAAGCUCUACAACGCCCCCGCCAUCCCCGUCUACGGAUCCGCUAAGGCUGUAGCUGAAGCUCAGAACGGCGGAGCCAUUUUCUACGCUCCCGCUCCCGCUAUGAACCGCGCCACCGCUGACGCUCAAUCUAACGGAGGAUAUGGAUCUGCCUCUUCUACUGCCAACAACGCUCAAGGCUCCGCUAUCAGCUCGGCUAAGACUCAAGGCUACAUCGGCUCAGCUGCCUCCGACGCAGCCGUGAACACCGGAUACGACAGCGCGAUUUCUGCCGCUAAAGUUGCACCUGCGCCCCAGAAGAGGAUCCACUGGCGCUUCGGAACCCUCUAUGGCACUCCUUCUCACAUCAACACUCGCGCUCAGGCUGACGCUAACGGCUUCAACGCUGCCAAAUCCACCGCCGACGUGCACCAGGCCGGCUCCGCGCACUCCGCCGCCAACACUUACGGCUCGGACGGCUCCGCCAACGCCAACGCCAACGUGAACGGAGGCUACGGCUCCGCCAACUCCGCGGCCAACACCCACGGCUCCGGUUUCGCCAAGAGCGCCGCCGACACUCAAGGAUCUGGCUACGGCUCCGCUCAGUCUCAGGCCAACACUCACGGCGCCGGCAUCGGCGCGGCCAAGUCGUCUGCCAACACCGGUUACGGCUCUGCCAACGCUAACGCCGACGUCAACGGAGGAGCUGGUUUCGCGAAGUCCGCAGCCAACAACGGCCUGGGUUACGGAUCAGCUGUUUCUGCAGCCAACACCAAUGGUUUCGGGUCGGCGCGCUCGGACGCCAACACGCACGGAUUCGGCUCGGCGCACGCUAACGCUAGAGUUAACUAAGU